Scedosporium apiospermum is the source of this 2007-nucleotide messenger RNA. RefSeq names its product Peptidase family M3. Gene Ontology annotation, biological process: peptide metabolic process; proteolysis. Bases 1 to 2007 code for a protein of 668 amino acids. Lineage: Eukaryota; Fungi; Ascomycota; Sordariomycetes; Microascales; Microascaceae. Gene Ontology annotation, cellular component: mitochondrial intermembrane space. The transcript has 5 exons. The record is from RefSeq and is a predicted model, not a curated record. Gene Ontology annotation, molecular function: metalloendopeptidase activity.
AUGGCGCCCACCCCACCACAACCUCUCCCCUUGGUUCCAAGGUUGGAUGAGAUCGUUCCCAUAGCAGAAGAGGCUAUAUCCCAAAUCCGGCGGACCAGAAAACAGAUCUUGGAAACCGUUACGCCAGAUACUGCAACCUUUUCUAACACUAUUCAGCCGCGCGCGGAACUUCGGAAUACAAUUCAGGCCAAGUUUGGCAUGAUAUGGGUCCUCGGAUACGCAUCUCCAGAUAGAGAAGUACAUAACGAAGUUGACAAGGUGCGAGAGUUGAUGAGGAAGGCGAACGCAGAGUGGAUGUCCGAAACCUCAUGGUUCAAACUAGUCAAGGCCGUCGCGGACAAGGACGAACCUCUCCACCCCGAAGAUAAACUCUGGCUGAGAGAUGAACUGUUAAACUACACUCGCUGUGGGCAUGGGAUCCUCUCCCAGGAGCAGAUCGAGAAGUACCUUAAAGGUCGAAACGAAAUUGAUGCGAUGCGAACACAGUUCGCUCAGAACCUGAGGACUGAGAACGGUGGUAUAUGGUUCAGCCUCGAGGAUCUAGAUGGUAUUCCAGCCACAUACCUAGAUUCGUGGAAGAGCAGCGAAGCAGAUCCGGACAAGAAAUUCGUCCAUUUUACAAAUGGUGGCACCAAGACUGUCAUAACCUACGCGAAUAAAGGUGAGACUCGGAAGCAGAUGUACCUUGCCAACGACAAGAAGGUCCCAGGCAACGUCCCGCUCUUCCAAGACAUCAUAAUGCGACGUGAUAUCCAAGCUCGGAUGCUAGGUUAUGCUAGCCACGGUGCCUUUCGAGUCGAACGGCGAGCGGCAAAGUCUAUCGAAUGGGUUAGUGAGUUCUUAGGUAAACUCCGGAACGACCUCGUUCCUCAUGGUAGCGAAGAGCUGCGCCUUCUGAGGGAUCGGCGAAAGAAGCACCUUCAAGACCAAGGAAUAGACCUCGAGUGCGAUGGCUUAUCCCCUCCAUGGGAUCAGAAGUACUACCAGCGCUUAGCCGAGGAGGAGCUCAACAUCGACCGUGCCAAGAUUUCCGAGUUCUUUCCACUCGAGUAUACGGCUCCAGCAAUGCUAGACGUUUUUGCGGAGUUCCUUAACCUCCAGUUCUCUCCUGUGCCGCAGGGCGACCUCGAAAGCACGCUAGUCUGGCAUGAAAGCGUACGGGUUUGGUCUGUCUGGGAGGGGAGGAAUGGGGAGACUAGCUUUGUCGGCUACCUCUACUUCGAUCUCAUCUGGCCUCCUCCAGCGGGCAGAGCUAUACUACUUAAACACGAGGAAGUUGUCACUCUAUUUCACGAUUGGGAAGAGCUCGGGCAUGGUAUUCACAACCUGUUGUCAAGGACAACGCACGCACAAUAUCAUGGAACGAACCUGCCACCCGACUUUGGAGAAAUGCCAAGCGUUAUGCUUGAGAAUUGGUGCUGGAUGAAGGAUGUGCUUAAAAAGCUGGGCUGCCAUUUCUCCAAGUUAAGCCCUCAAUAUAGAGAGCAAUGGCAUGAGAAGCAUUUAAGUGACGCCGAACCACCCACGCAGGUUCCCGACGAGUUGCUGGAUAGUCUAAUCAAAGGACGCAAACUCAACCUGACCAUGUGGUAUCUCCACCAACUGGCUGUUUCAAUAUUCGAGAUAACCGUCCACAGUCCCAAGACUCACGAGGAGAUCCAGGGCCUCGAUGCUCAAAAGCUCUGGUAUGAUCUGAGGGAGCAGAUCGAAGGACUUGAUAUGAGCGAGGCUAGAUUAGAGGGCCAUGACCACGUUACCUUUGGCCAUCUCUUAGCCGGAUAUGAUGCAGGGUAUUAUGGGUAUUUGACUGCACAUGCUUGGGCGUUGGACGUUUUUCGGUCUGUGUUUGCUAAAGACCCUCACGACCAGGAGGCCUGGGAGAAAUAUCGUCGGGGCAUUCUCGAGCAUGGAGGGUCUUACGGCGACGAGGUCAAGAUGCUAGAUGACUUCCUUGGUCGACCGUCAAACUCGGAUGCCCUUGUUGAGUAUCUCAGUGGCAGUUCAUAA